Penicillium lagena is the source of this 1095-nucleotide messenger RNA. Its product is annotated as alpha/beta hydrolase. NCBI's taxonomy places the organism in Eukaryota, Fungi, Ascomycota, Eurotiomycetes, Eurotiales, Aspergillaceae. Gene Ontology annotation, molecular function: hydrolase activity. The record is from RefSeq and is a predicted model, not a curated record. The coding region runs from base 1 to 1095 and encodes 364 amino acids. The transcript has 5 exons.
AUGACGAGAACGAGUACGGCCACAACGCUCAUCGAGGCCAAGGCUCAAAAAGCCCGACUGUCUAUUCCGGAAAAGCUAUUACCAGGAUUAGAUCCUGAAUGGAUUGAGAUUUGGGAAACAUACGGAAGUUCAAUGGUACGAGCAGACGAGGUGAGCAUUGAGGAAUACCGGAAGAGCCCUGCGAAGUACAGCUUCACAUAUCCUACGUAUUCAGGGCCGUCUGUUUUCCACGUUGAGGAUCUGGAAAUCCCUGUUUCGCAACCGUCGGGCAAAAUCACAAUUAGGGUGUAUACUCCAGAGGGCCCUGGCCCAUUUCCGGUUCACUUGAAUUUCCAUGGCGGUGGGUGGGUGCUUGGAAAUCUGAACAGUGAAGCGGCAUGGUGCCGACAUGUGUGCAACAAAGCCCAAAUCAAGGUCAUCGAUGUGGAUUACAGGCUUGCCCCAGAGUUCCCGUAUCCGACCAGCAUAUACGAUUCCUGGGAUGCUGUCAAGUGGACAAUUGCCAAUAACACCCAACUCAACAUUGAUCCAUUGAGUGUUUCAAUUGGCGGGCUUUCAGCAGGAGGCCAUAUGUCGGCAGUGAUGGCUCAUUUAGCCCGCAACGAGAGUGUGUAUAUCAAGCUUCAGCUGCUUAUUGUGCCAGCAACGGAUAUGCGUUAUUGUCUGAAAAACCGUAACCUCAACAAAAGGACUUGCCCAUACGAGAGUGUUUUGCUGUACCAAGAUGCACCGUGGGGACCUCUAGGCAGGGAACAAUGGUUUCUCAAAUACUGGCUGGGUGAUGACAAUGAUAAACAGGAGAGAAUUCUGACUCGGGAGUGGAUGUGCACACCGGUUCUGGCUCCUUCGUUUGAAAAUCUCGCACGGGCGCACAUAAUAACGGCGGAAUUUGACCUUGAGCGGGAUGAAGGCGAGUUCUAUGGGAAUCUCAUGAGAGAAGCUGGAAAUGAAGUUACGACCAAGCGAUACACCGGAGUCCCACACGCAUUUGGCCACUACAACCACCCAGACAGAGGACUAUCGCAGAGCUUCGCAUACAUUGAGGACACAUGUGAACUUCUCCGGGAAGUCCAUUUCGGAAAGGAUGCGAUGUAG